AGAGAAUGCCAACGGGGAUAAAAUAGAGUGAUUCCGGUUUUGGGGCGAGCGGUCCACGGAAAAUGGAUAGCCAAGAUCAUACUGUGACUAACGCUCCCACCGCCGGAGACUCCGUCGGGAGUCAUCACAGAUCUUCACUGCGAGCCGACUGGGCUACUGUCGACGGAUCGCUUGGGCUCUCGGAGCAAGACUCAAUUGGCUACGCCCGCAGGUUCUUCAAGUUCGGAUUUUUGCUACUCCCGUGGCUUUGGGCCGUCAAUUGCUUUUAUUUCUGGCCAGUCCUUCGCAGCCCUUCUUCCUACUUCCAUCCCGAUCUCCGCCGCUAUGUGGUUGGAUCAGCUAUUGGAUUUGCUGUGUUCACAGCUGUUCUUUGUUCAUGGGCUAUUACCUUUGCGAUUGGAGGAGAGAAUCUAUUUGGGAAUUCGUGGAAUGAGCUGGUGAUGUACAAUGUUGCUGACAAAUAUGGAUUGACUGGCUGGAUGUAGAUGCCGUUCUUGUUUCCGUGGGGUGCUUUUACUUUUCACAAAGGACCCAGACUAUAGUUUCUCCAUUGGUUUGGCAUUUGUAAUUGUUUUUUCAACAUGAGAAAGUAGUCACAUACGAGUAUGUAAAGGUAUAUUAAUCGGCCAACUCAACUCAUACAGUCAAUAUCAAGGUUGGAUAAGUUGGAUUGAUAGGUUUGAUAGGUUGGGUUUGUUUAUACUUUUCCCUUCUCGAUGUAAUUGUGUUGGCUUUUGAAUUUUCCUCGAUCCAGCCAUACCACUCGUGCACGCACACACAUGUCCCAUUGCCAUAUUGCCUUUCAUUUGCAUACACAAAAAAUAAAAUGAAAUAGAGGAGCAACAAGUUGCAUUCAAUUGGUGUUCAAACCUUGUCAUUGGUGAAGUUGGAGCUCGCAACAACCAAGGUCCCAAUAAGGUGGGUUUAAUGGAGGUUCCAUGAAGUCAUUGGCUACUGUCUGGCGGUGAAUGUUUUGUUGGCAUCAUUGGAAGCCAUCCAAUGGUGGGGUUGGCCGAUCACUGCCCACUGCAAACUAAGAUGGUCCGAAUGGCCUAUCUGGAGGCUGUUUGGUCUUCCGCAAUGUAAGUAGAAUUCCACUUUUGGUUCUACUAGUUUUAUAUUAAUUCAACACACGUCUUUGUACAUUUAAUUCAAUUAAUCUUUCUUGACCAUUUUUGGUUCUUACGUUCAAUUUUCGACGCCUCUUCGGC
Molecule: messenger RNA, 1211 nt
Organism: Cuscuta epithymum
Lineage: Eukaryota; Viridiplantae; Streptophyta; Magnoliopsida; Solanales; Convolvulaceae
Source: the annotation of a GenBank genome assembly